Triticum aestivum (bread wheat) is the source of this 2715-nucleotide messenger RNA. RefSeq names its product probable rhamnogalacturonate lyase B. Bases 826 to 2715 code for a protein of 629 amino acids. The record is from RefSeq and is a predicted model, not a curated record. Lineage: Eukaryota; Viridiplantae; Streptophyta; Magnoliopsida; Poales; Poaceae. Gene Ontology annotation, biological process: carbohydrate metabolic process. The transcript is spliced from 5 exons. Gene Ontology annotation, molecular function: catalytic activity; carbohydrate binding.
GCAAGUUUUAGUCCCACUACUUUUAGUCAUGGGACUAAAACGUAUCCAAGCAUGCUCUUACAUGUAGCUAUAUGUGGAUUUGAAUUGAGCGAAGCUUUGCAUAUUCAAAAUUUUAAGUCAAAUGAGACGUGCAUUGCAUGUGCAAAGUUAUUAGUGCGUCAUUAAAGAACAGAGAUCCGACGGUGCCGCGAGCGGUUUACGCGUGCUUAAAUUCAGUUUGAAACGUUUUCCAAAUUAGUAGUAAAAGGUAUGGCAGUCCGGUUCGGUCCCGCGCUAGUUCGGCGCCCAGGCCGUAGCACCAAUAUAUGGAGACCAUGAGCUACGUACGAGCGAUAAGUUGAAUCGACUCUCGGCAUCACGGUAUCGAUCGCGUGCUAGCUGCUCAUCUGUUUUGCACGUACGCCAACCCGGCGACGGCGUACGAACUUGACUCCUCACGAUGGCAACGACGGCGCGCUUGAUCCUGCUCGCCGUCGCCGUGUCGUUGAUGCUGCAGCUCGCCUCCGUGUCGGCGGCGCCACCGUCGGGAUCCCGCGGCGGCGUUACGCUGCGCGUGGAUGGUAGACAGGUGCGCAUAUAUAUAAGUAUAUGGCUAGCUAGUUGCUUGUCGUUGGUGCAAGUCCAUGGAUCGAAUUCGUCGUCGGUUCCGACAGCUAGCUGUGUUAUCUGCAUAGUUCGUUUCUUUUCAAACUACCUGGAUGUUGACUAUAUAGACGGCUUUUUUGGGCCAUAAAAUCACAUGCAAUCAAGCGUUUUAAGCUGCAUGUACAUAUAUACGUAUGACUCCGUACUUAAUAGUAACUUGGAUACUUACGUGUGCAAUGCAUGCAAGUGGUGGUGGACAACGGGUUGGUGCAGGUGUCGCUGUCGAGGCCCGGGGGCCACAUCACCGGCGUCCGCUACGGCGGGGAAGGGACCAACCUGCUGCACUCCAGCAGGAGCAGAAACACUGGCGGGUACUGGGAUAUGGUGUGGGACAUCCCCGGCUCCGAUCAACGAGACUUGCUCAAUUCGCUGGAUGGCUCGGAGUUCAGGGUGGUAACGCAGAGCGACGACCAGGUGGAGCUGUCGUUCCGGAGCACGUACAGCCCGGAACGUCGGAACGCCGUCCGGCUCAACGUCGACAAGAGGCUGGUGAUGCUCAAGGGCAGCUCCGGGUUCUACAGCUACGCCAUCCUGGAGCACGGCGCGGACACGCCGGCCAUCGACAUCACCCAGGCCCGGCUCGCCUUCAAGCUCAACACGGACAGGUUCAACUACAUGGCCAUCUCGGACGACGUACAGCGGUACAUGCCGCGGGCGGCCGACCGGGACUCGUCCCGCAGCUCCCCGCUGGCGUACAAGGAGGCCGUGCUGCUGGUCGACCCGGCGGAGCCGCAGUUCAAGGGGGAGGUGGACGACAAGUACCAGUACACGCUGGACACCAAGGACAACCGGGUGCACGGGUGGGUCAGCACUAGCAAUGGCCAGCCGAGCCACGUCGGCUUCUGGCUCGUCACCCCGAGCAGCGAGUUCAAGAGUGGCGGGCCGCUCAAGCGAGACCUCACCUCGCAUGUCGGCCCGACGUGCAUCAGCAUGUUCCAUGGGAGGCACUACGUCGGGAACGACAUUGUGGCGCGCAUCGGGGACGGCGAGCAGUGGAAGAAGGUCAUGGGCCCCGUGUUCGUCUACCUCAACUCAAACUCGGAGAAGGGAGACCCGCGGGCGCUCUGGGAGGACGCCAAGGCGACGGCCCAGGCCGAGGCGGCCAAGUGGCCCUACAGCUUCCCGGAGUCGCCGGACUUCCACAAGGCCGGCGAGAGAGGCUCCGUCACCGGCCGAUUGCUCGUAAGGGACAAGUACGUGAGCAGGGAGAAUAUGCCUGCUCGGGCAGCUUACGUCGGCCUGGCCGCGCCCGGGCAGCCUGGCUCGUGGGCGACGGAGAGCAAGGGCUACCAGUUCUGGACAACGGCGUCGAACACUUCCGGCGAGUUCACCAUUGGCAACGUCCGGGCAGGGGAGUACAAUCUCUACGCGUGGGUUCCCGGGGUUCUCGGCGAUUACAUGAACACCACCCGCGUCACCGUAACACCCGGUGGUGCAAUCAACCUCGGCGAUCUUGUGUACGAGGCCCCGAGAUCAGGGCCGACGCUGUGGGAGAUCGGCGUCCCUGACCGGAGCGCGAAGGAGAUGUUCGUCCCCGACCCCGACGCGAAGUACCUCAACAAGCUCUUCCAGAACAAAGACAGGUACAGGCAGUACGGGCUGUGGGAGAGGUACGCCCAACUGUACCCGACGGACGAUCUCGUCUACACCGUCGGCGAAAGCCAUCACUCCAAGGACUGGUACUUCGCACAUGUCACAAGAAAGGCCGGCGACGACAUCGUGCCGACGACGCGGCAGAUCCGGUUCCGCAUGGGCCGCGUCGUGCCCGGCGGCACCUACACCUUGCGCGUGGCCCUCGCGGCCGCUCACGCGGCGAGGCUGCAGGUCCAGGUGAACGGGGGGACGAGGCGUGGUGGCGGCAUCUUCGGCACGCCGGCGUUCGGCGACGGCAACGCGAUCGCGAGGCACGGCGACCACGGCACGCAGUGGAGCUUCGAGUUCCCGAUCAGCGGGAGACUGCUCCGGGAAGGCGACAACAUCAUCCACAUCACGCAGACGAGGGCGAACAGCAUAUUCUUAGGGGUCAUGUACGACUACAUUCGGUUUGAAGGACCUCCCGGUUCUUCCUAG